CUCACAGUGGGGGGGGUGGGCUGGGGCCAUCCCUGCCCGUAUUUCAGGUGCAUGAUGCUGAUGUCACAGUGGCCACUGUGACCCGUGAGGCCAAGGGCACAAAAACGGGACUCUGGGCUCAGGCCCAGUGUCAGUGUUACCUGAUCACGAGAGGAGAAGGAAGAGGAGGGACAGCCCUUCUUUUGCAAACGCCUCUCGCUUCUUUUGCACAGAGAGUGUAGGAGCACCUGGAGGAGACCUUGGUGUUCCUCAACCAGACAACAGAAAGAGACGGCAGAGAGAGACCGGGCUCACACAGGGCUGACCAGCGAGUCAGGGGGCUCUACGCCUCAGGGCUCUGGCCCUGUGUUGCAGACUCGUCUCACUUCUGCCUCAGAACCAGUGGAGGAGCACCUGGAGGAGACCUCGGUGUUCCUCAACCAGACGCCAGGAAGAGACAGCAGAGAGAGACCGGGCUCACACAGGGCUGACCAGCGAGUCAGGGGGCUCUACGCCUCAGGGCUCUGGCCCUGUGUUGCAAACUCGUCUCACUUCUGCCUCAAAACCAGUGUAGGAGCACCUGAAGGAGACCUCGGUGUUCCAAGGAUAGAGACCCACCGCUGACAGUCACCAUGUCACACAGGGAGCAGGCGGCCCCCAGAGGGAGGGAGCCAGCAUGCCUGCUGUGUCAGAGAUCAGAUGCUGACUCGGACAUCUGCGGAGAAAAACUGUUCAUACAUGGGUUCUGUGCCCACGAGAACUGCCUGUUUUUUGCCAACAACUUUCCUGACCGCCCGGUUCAUCAUGGAGGACUCUGGUGUCUUCACUCGUGGGAGAUCCGAGAUGUAGUCUCCCAGGCGGCAGAGCAGAGCUGCAGCAUCUGUGGCCAAAUCGGGGCCACCAUUUACUGCUGUAGAAGACACUGUGAUGUGAGCUUCCACCUGCCCUGUGCCAGGCAGGGAGGCUGUGUCACCCAGUUCUGCAGACCAUUCAGGGCCUUCUGCGCAGCACACAGGCCAGAGCAGGCAGUGGAGGCAACUCCAGAGCCGGGCACCGAAUGCAUCAUCUGCAUGGAGCCUGUGGAGGACAGAAAGACCUUCAACACCAUGGUGUGCCCAGCCUGCAAAAGUGCCUGGUUCCACAGGGACUGCAUCCAAGGACAGGCUCUGCAUGCUGGUUAUUCCUCCAUCCAGUGCCCCCUCUGCAGAAAUGAUGACGCAUUUCGCAAGGAUCUGCUCACCAUGGGGAUCCGAAUCCCCCUCAGACCACCAACAUGGGAGGGCUUUAAUGCAUUUGAUGAGCUGGGAGACAGACACAGGCGCUGUGAUGCCAGUGAGUGCCUUUUUCCAGGAGGCAGGCAGGAGGCAGAGCGACAGGGGCCCUGGGAACUGCUCCUGUGCUCCUCCUGUGCUGCCGAGGGCACCCACAGACACUGCUCUGGCCUGAGGACCAGUAUAACCAGCUGGGAAUGUGAUGGCUGUGCUGGCCUGGGCACAUCCUCCCGAGUUGACUCCCAGCUUCCUGGUGUCAGCAUGGCCAGGCAGUCAGGACUGGAGCCUUGUGACGGCUCCAGGGAACCCCAGACCACCAGCACCAACGCAGGCAUCCUCGUGCUACCAGGGCUGUCUCCCAGUUCUGCACCACUGGAGACCAUCAGCCCCAGCACCAGCGCCCAGGUGCCUGCCCCUGGAUCUUCAGCACCACAGACCAGCCACCGCCGUACCAACCGACAGGGAACAUGGGAGCAGCCUCUGCAAACUCCCUCACAGGAGACGAGCAGCUCCAGCCCUGAGAGUCAAGUAACAUCGGGGUCAUCCCACAGCACCUUCACAGAAAUCGAGGACAGCAGCAGCUCCAGCAGUCGGGGGCCUGACCGCCGGCAAAACCACCCCCGCUGGCAACGUCGGGCCCAAAAUCCACACUUUCGGUCCAGAAGUCCCCUGGACAGGACCCAUGAGCCAUCACCAAGUCCUGGGAGGUGCAGGCCCAGGCCGAGACCAUCGGGGACAUCCCGCAGGCGAAACCGCUCCCACCUGCAACGUGAGACCCCAAAUCCAUCCGGCCGGUCCAGAAGUCGCCACGACAGGAGCCAGGUGAGAGCGCCCAGUGCUGGGAGGAGCAGCCGCAGCCGGGAGACAUCAAGGACAUCCCGCAACCAAAAUCGCUCCCACCAACAUCAGACCCCAAAUGCAUCCGGCCGGUCCAGAAGUCGCCGUGUCAGAAACUGUGUGAGAGCACCAAGUGCUGGGAGCCGCAUCCCCAGCCAGGAAGCAUCAGGGACAUCCCGCAGGCGAAACCGGUCCCGCCGGCAACGUCAGACCCCAAAUCCAGCCGGCCGGUCCAGAAGUCCCCUUGACAGGAACUGCACGCCACCACCGAGUGCUGGGAGGCGAAACUCAAGGGAGACACCUGCCAGGAGUUCCCAAAGACAACUGCACUCCCGCCAGCAGCGUCGGACACGGAACUCAUCCACCAGAUCCAGAAGUCCCCACGACAGGAGCCGUGUUAGAGCACCAAGUACUGCCAGGCGCACUCACCGGUGGGACGGUGAGACACGGACCCACCGCUGACACGUCCCACGUCAGACAGGGAGGAGGAGGCCCGGAAGGGAGAGAGCCAGCAUGCCUGCUGUGUCGGAGAUCAGAGGCUGACCCAGACAUCUGUGGGGGGAAAAUCCAGAAACAUGGGAUCUGUGCCC
Molecule: messenger RNA, 2677 nt
Organism: Pseudopipra pipra
Lineage: Eukaryota; Metazoa; Chordata; Aves; Passeriformes; Pipridae
Product: serine/arginine repetitive matrix protein 2-like
Exons: 10
Coding region: 612-2549 (645 amino acids)
Cellular component (GO): nucleus
Source: RefSeq, a predicted model, not a curated record